Molecule: messenger RNA, 2613 nt
Organism: Sorex fumeus (smoky shrew)
Lineage: Eukaryota; Metazoa; Chordata; Mammalia; Eulipotyphla; Soricidae
Gene: XRRA1
Product: X-ray radiation resistance associated 1
Exons: 19
Coding region: 190-2553 (787 amino acids)
Cellular component (GO): nucleus
Molecular function (GO): protein binding
Source: RefSeq, a predicted model, not a curated record
GGCGCCACCGUGGAGCGGCUCAAAGAAAGUCGAGAGGAUCGCAGGCGCGCGUCCCGCCUGGCCGGGACGGCGCUUCUGCGGACGCCUCGGAAGCGGCGGAAGCGACGCCGGAGACAGGUGAAAAAGAAAGUGAAGAAACAAAAAAAAAAGGAAUUCAAGAGGUCCAUAUCAAAAACAAAGAUCAAGGAGAUGGCCUCCUCAGGAAUCUACAAGCUGGACGAAGGGAAGCCUUCCAUGAGUAACAGCUUUCCGGCCAAACAUCUGGUGCGACCCCUGGAGGAAGGCCGAGGACACUGGGUCGUGGCUCGGAAGUGCAACAUCAAAAAGAAGUCCAAGCAUGUGCUUGAAGCACCAGCGGAAGAGCAGGAGAGCCGGAAGGUUUCUUUUGAGACCUUAGGAAAGAAAGGGGCUCGAUGGGAAAGCGGAGGGGAGAGUCCAGAGCAUCGGGUCCUGGAUCGAGAUUUUCUGCUGAAGCAUCACUGUGUCACGAAGCCUUCAGAUCUGUGCACCAUCAACGUGAGUGGGCUGAAGUUUUCCAAGGCUAAGGAAAAGGAUUUCAAGCAUUUUCAGUCUGUGAUUUACAUCAAUGCCUCUGAAAACCACCUGCCUCUAGAGGCAUUUCACACCUUUCCGACCUUAAAAGAAUUGGAGCUCGCAUUUAAUGGCAUCAAAACAAUCUACGUGAAAUAUGGAGACUUUAGGUUCUUGGAAUUUCUGGACCUUUCCUUCAACAGCCUGACAGGGGAGGCGAUCUGUGACCUGGGGAUCCUGCCGCACCUCCGCGUUCUGCUGCUCACGGGAAACGGCCUCACCUCCCUGCCCGCCAACCUGGGUGUCGCGGAACAGGAGGCUUCCGUAACUUCGUUGACAAACAAGAGGUACAUCCUGAGGUUCCCAGCGCUGGAGACACUAAUGCUGGAUGACAACAAGCUCUCCAACCCCAAUUGCUUUUCCAGCCUAGCUGGGCUCAGGAGACUGAAGAAGUUAAGCCUGGAGCAAAACAGGAUUUCCCGGAUCCCGUACCUACAGCAGGUCCAGAUCCGCAGCAGCCCGGUGGACUGGGUGGAAGGCAGGGGCAGUGCCCACAGUGGGUCCCAGUCUGUGCUGCAUUCCAAGUCGUGGACGUACGAGGCUGAAGACGAGCAGCCAGAUUACACUGUACUGCCCAUGAAAAAGGAUGUUGACCGGACAGAGGUGGUAUUCACAUCUUACCCUGGAUUCUCAACCUCGGAGACAGCCAAAGUAUGUGCACUUCCUCCCAUAUUCGAGAUUCUUCCUGUGAAGUCACUGAAGGCCAGGAACCAAACACUGGCCCCACCCUUCCCGGAGCUGAGAUAUCUGAGCCUGGCCUACAACAAGAUCAGCAAGGAAGACGCCAUCCUUCCCGCAGCUCUCUUCCCAUCUCUCUGUGAGCUGGUCUUUCACAACAACCCGCUGGUGGCCCAUACUCGAGGCGCCCCUCCAUUGCUCAAAAGCUUCCUGCAGGAGCGUCUGGGGAUCCACCUUGUUCGGAGGAAAAUAGUGAAGAGCAAGCACCGUAUGACGAUGCCCCGGAAGAAAUCGCGGAAGGUGAAAACCCAGAUCCCGAAGGUGCCGAAGCAGCAGGUGGUUCUCCAUCAGCGGGCCAUGGCAGACAGCUCCCCCUCUAAAGAGCUGCUGAGGCCAUCAGAGGUGGGGCAGCCCGAGUUGCUGGACAGGAUCCAAAGCACCUCCCCAAAAUCAGAGAUGCCCACCGAGAGCAUCUGUAUGACCCACCGGACCUUUGUGCCGCUGCCACCUAUCUGCUCCGACUCCACCGUGCAGAGCGAAGAGACCACAUCCCCACAGAGCGAUGCCGCCGGCCGCGCCAGCCCUGAGCACAUCUCAGAGGAUGACACCAAGAGCACCGAGUCCUUCUUCCUGACCCAGGUGAGCGGGCUGCCUUCCUCUAUUCUCCGGCGGGGGACCUCAGAGAGCACCUCCCCCAAAUUACCCCAAGAGCCAAAGAUGAAGAAGGCCUCAUCUGCCUCCCUCCCCAGCAAGUAUCGGGGCUACGAAGAGCUGCUGUCAGCCAAGUCGGAUCCCACCUUCUCGGAGCCCAAGGGCAUCCAGAAGAACACGCAGGCUCUGCAGCGCAUGCUGAAGCACCCCAUCGUGUACCGCUCCAACAGGCCCAAGCUAGACCCCCUCCAGAAGCCGUUUGUCCCCAAGGAGAGAAAGGCCCAGAGGCUCCCUUUGCCGCCCCCCAGGAAGACUCGGGCGCAGCUGCUGGAUGAGCUCCUCAUCCGCAUGCGAGACCCCCGGAACAUCACAGAGGCUCCACUAGGGGCGAUCCUGCGGCGGCGCACGGAGCAGCGGCUGAUGAACCAGAAGCAGUUCCAGGAGGCCAAGCGGCUGCUGAAGGAGUUCCGGGCGCGCUACCAGCGCCUGGUGCACACCUCGCUGCGCUCCGUGUUCCAGAACAGCCAGCCGCAGGCCCGGCACGGGCUGGGCGACGGCCGCAAGUUCGGCCACUUCCUCGAGUUCAUGGAUGAGUUCUGCCCGGAGGCCCCGGCCGGCGACACCAAAGGCUAAGCGCUGCGCACCAGGCCGUGCGUGCUGCCCAGCCUGCGCCCCGACGCCCUCCGAGGGCUC